Ixodes scapularis (black-legged tick) is the source of this 930-nucleotide messenger RNA. RefSeq lists its product as uncharacterized. Gene Ontology annotation, molecular function: single-stranded RNA binding. The transcript has a single exon. Gene Ontology annotation, biological process: retrotransposition. Lineage: Eukaryota; Metazoa; Arthropoda; Arachnida; Ixodida; Ixodidae. Gene Ontology annotation, cellular component: ribonucleoprotein complex. The record is from RefSeq and is a predicted model, not a curated record. The annotation marks the transcript as partial.
GGGCAUGGAAGCUUUGCAGCGAUGAGAUGGCUUAUGUUUUUCGUCUUGCCGCAGGUUAGUAGUCGUAAACCCUGCCACUGUUUUAGGUCGAAUUAUGUUUGCCUAGUUGUGCUUCCAUGCCCCGGAGCUUUUAUUGAAUCUUUUAAAGCGUGUAUUGAAUCUUUCAGAGCUUUGUUGCUUUUGUUGUCUGGGGAUGUAGAGAAGAACCCAGGCCCUAUGAGCAAGCAACAAGAGGAUGAAUUCCUUGCGCUUGUGCAGACGGUCGCGAAACUUCAGAGUAGCCUUGCUCUUCUGCAACAAGAGGUAAACCUACUAACACAGAAAAACAUAGAAAGCGUAAAAUCUGCUUCCGCUCUGGAAGAACGCGUUAUCAACCUAACAACUGAACUCGACUUACUAAAGCAGAAGGAAAUUGGUAACGUCACACCUACCGAACCUCAGCUUACUACAGCUCUAAAUGAACUUUCGCAGCUGAAAACUCGUUGUGACGACGCGGAGGGCAGAUCCCGUCGUAACAACCUUCUAUUUUUUGGCGUCACUGACACCGAUAGGGAAACGUGGGCCCAGUCCGAGGGCUUGGUAACCGGCCUGUGUUCCAGUAACCUAGGCGUGAAUAUCGAAUCAAGCAAAAUUGAAAGAGCGCACCGCUUGGGAGCGUUCAAUCCACAGAAAUGUCGCCCUAUAAUUGUGAAGUUUUCAUCAUUUAAGGAUAAAGAGGGCAUUCUUUCGUCGGCAUUUAAGCACAAAGGAACACGUGUAGCAAUCAGUGAAGAUUUUCCCAUUUCUGUCCGACUUGCGCGCCGUCACCUUCUUGAUUUUGCCAAGCCUAAAGGCACGACUUACAAGCUGCGUCACGAUAAGCUGUUUUUAGAUAAUAAGUGUUUUGUAUAUGACGCCGCUCUCGGUGCCGUGAAGGAAAAAAGUGCAUAG